AUGGCGGAGCCGGCCCUCCUUGACCCCUCUCCCUUCGACCUCCGCCACUUCCCGCCCUACCUCUUUGACACGGACCUCCACCUCGCGGGCGACGACCUCCCGCUGGAAAACUUCGCCGGCGGCGGCGACGGCUGCGACGAUCUCGACUUCGACCUGCCCGUUGAUUUCUCCGUCGAGGACUUCCUCCUCCGAUCCCCCGACCGCGGCGACUCCGGCGAGGGCUCCGCCGCCGGAUCCGGCCCCACCGGCUCCUCAUCCUCUCCCGCCGCCUCCGCCGCCGACUCCGUCGUCGCCGGUGGCAGCUGCGGGGUCAAGCACGAGGAGUCCGACGAGGGGAGGAGCGGCGCCGCCCCUAACUGGGGCCUGAAGCGGAAGCAGGCGUGUCCCGCCGUGAGCUCGGACGCGGCAAAGAGCCGCCGAUCCGGCGAUGGUGAAGUUUCUCCAUCGGCGUCGGCGUCGCGGGCAGCCAUGGAAUCUGACGACGGAGGCACGGUCGGCGAGGGAGAGGACACGAGGCGAGCCGCCCGGCUCAUACGUAACCGUGAGAGUGCGCAGCUGUCUAGGCAGAGGAAGAAGCGGUACGUUGAGGAGCUGGAGGAGAAGGUAAAGUCAAUGCAUUCAGUGAUAAAUGACCUCAAUUCUAAGAUCUCCUUCAUCGUGGCCGAGAAUGCAACACUGCGGCAGCAACUCAGUAGUGGUGGUGGCAGUUGUCCACCACCGGGGGUGUAUCCACCUGCGCCAAUGCCUGGCAUGCAUUUCCCGUGGGUGCCCGGGUAUGCCCUGCGGCCUCAUGGUUCACAUGUCCCUCUUGUACCAAUCCCCCGGCUAAAGCCGCAGCAGUCCGUGUCUGCAACCAAGGUUACAAAGAAACAUGAGAACAAGAAGGCUGUGGAUAGCAAGAGUAAGACCAAAACUAAGAAGGUGGCAAGUGUUAGCCUUAUUGGUUUGCUGUUAUUUGUGCUCCUAUUUGGUGCUUUUGUUCCAGGGUUCAAUCACAAUUUUGGGAUGAGAGGAGGGAGUGACAGUACAAUGUUUAGGAGUUUUGGUCAUCCUCCUGGUAGGGUAUUGAGUUUUACUAACCAUGGUAAAGGAACUAAAGGUGGUUCAAACAACAGUGACAUGAUCGAUGUUGAUUCCGGAAUGAUGAUGGCGAAUGGUGAUAGCACUGAGCAGAAGCAUGCACCUAACUCAAGUGAGACCCUGCCAGCUUUGUUGUAUGUGCCUAGGAAUGGAAAGCAUGUUAAGAUCAAUGGCAAUCUGAUUAUCCAUUCUGUUCUUGCAAGCGAGAAAGCAGUGGCACAUACAGCUUCAAAACAUAACAAUGGUCAGUCGGAUAUAGAUCACAAAGAGACUAGUGUAGCCAUAGCUCGGCAUCUGUCACUGCCUGGAAACAAUAUGAAACCACAGGAGAAAUCCCCGGUAGAUGGACCAUUGCCACAGUGGUUCCGUGAAGGAAUGGCAGGGCCUAUAUUAAACUCUGGAAUGUGCAGCGAGGUAUUUCAGUUUGACAUUUCCACUGCUUCUACCAAUUCUGGUGGUGUCAUACCUGCUUCUCCAAUUGUGAACUCCUCGAGUAUCAAUGCUACACAAAGUAUUCCAACUCCGCCUCCUGCUUAUCUUGGCAAGCUGAAAAAUAGGAGGAUAAUGUAUAAUGAGGCGAUUCCACUCACUGGAAAAACGGUGAACAACACAGAGCCUUUUAACAGAACUUCCGAGAACAGCAAGUUACCUGAUAAGAAGCCAUCAUCAUCAGUAGUUGUUUCUGUGCUGGCUGAUCCCAGGGAGGCUGGUGAUGGUGACCGUGAUCCAAGGAUAUCUACCAAAUCACUCUCCAGGAUAUUUGUUGUCGUUCUUCUUGAUGGUGUCAGAUAUGUCACAUACUCCUGCACUCUUCCUUUCAAGAGUGCCAGCCCUCAUCUUGUGAACUAACUGAUAACCAUGGGGUCAAUGCAGUAUUAUGAUGCUUGAGCGACUGGGUAGUCUGCAAAAUCUGACGGCCAAUAGAUUAAUAUGAUGCUAUUUCUAACCAAGGACUGAACUUUCUAUACACUCAGCCUGAGUUAAUCGAAGGUUUGAAGUGUGUUUAGUGAAGUGUGGUUCUGCAAGUUAAGUUAAUGAGUGCAGUUUGUGCUGCUGUGAUGAUCGUGUUCGCAUGCUGUACUCUAAACAUGUAGCGUCGAUGUUAUCUUGUACUCUGUACUAUCCUACCCCUCGUGGCGGAGUAAUACUGUUUGAGGAUCUUGAAUAUAAAAUAUACCUAUGCAGUUGUCUAUCAGCU
Brachypodium distachyon (stiff brome) is the source of this 2278-nucleotide messenger RNA. Its product is annotated as bZIP transcription factor 39. Lineage: Eukaryota; Viridiplantae; Streptophyta; Magnoliopsida; Poales; Poaceae. The coding region runs from base 1 to 1929 and encodes 642 amino acids. The record is from RefSeq and is a predicted model, not a curated record. The transcript has 2 exons. Gene Ontology annotation, molecular function: DNA-binding transcription factor activity. Gene Ontology annotation, cellular component: endoplasmic reticulum membrane; nucleus.